AUGGUGGCAGUUGGAGUAUUGGUCAUAUACUGUGUCUUCAAAAGAACCUAUACCGAGGAGUCCCUCCUGGUUAUUCGAGGAUUCGGAAUCCAAACCUCGACAUCCUCUUCAACUUACCUUUCGACUGCGGCAACAAGGUUUAUUCCUACCACCCAAAUCCAGGACAUUGUCAUCCAUGAAGCUUUCAAGGGCUUCGAGGUUCGCUUUUAUUUGGCUGUGAUUGUCGAAGGCGAGCCUGAUGCGCUGGUCGUCUUUCCGCACAUGUUGCCCAAGCGGGAAAUCUUAGAGCAAGUGUGGAGAGGUUCACGACGAUGUCUUUACGAUGCGAAGUCAUGA
Penicillium arizonense is the source of this 336-nucleotide messenger RNA. Its product is annotated as PIG-H family GPI synthesis protein. NCBI's taxonomy places the organism in Eukaryota, Fungi, Ascomycota, Eurotiomycetes, Eurotiales, Aspergillaceae. The transcript is spliced from 3 exons. Gene Ontology annotation, cellular component: glycosylphosphatidylinositol-N-acetylglucosaminyltransferase (GPI-GnT) complex. Gene Ontology annotation, biological process: GPI anchor biosynthetic process. The record is from RefSeq and is a predicted model, not a curated record. Bases 1 to 336 code for a protein of 111 amino acids.